Molecule: messenger RNA, 2358 nt
Organism: Elgaria multicarinata webbii
Lineage: Eukaryota; Metazoa; Chordata; Lepidosauria; Squamata; Anguidae
Gene: MAPK10
Product: mitogen-activated protein kinase 10
Exons: 14
Coding region: 338-1732 (464 amino acids)
Biological process (GO): protein phosphorylation; JNK cascade
Cellular component (GO): cytoplasm; nucleus
Molecular function (GO): JUN kinase activity; ATP binding
Source: RefSeq, a predicted model, not a curated record
UGUGUGUGUGUGUGUAGGGGGUGGGCGGGCGAGAGGCAGGUUCAUGAAGUAAACUGCUAACAGAAGCCAGAAGGCAGUAGCUGCACCGCUGGAAACUGGAGGAACAUCUUUGGGAGCUUGUAUUGGGGUGUGAAACCGGGGAUCCAAACCUCUCUGUACUGCCUUUUCUCUGAGCUCCAGAUGAAGCGGAGACUUUGCAGACAAGAGAACCUAAGGAGGGAGAGCAGCCGGAGGAGCUGGCGUUCAGCUGCAGAGCUUCAAGUCUUCCCAUCCAUAGGUGGUCAAGCACCAGCAUUGUAAAGGUCUCCUGUUCCUGCCUUUAGAGACAAAGGUAUUUAUGAGCCGCCAUUUCUUAUACUACUGCAGUGAACCUACCCUGGAUGUGAAGAUUGCCUUUUGUCAGGGAUUCGGGAAACAAGUGGAUGUGUCAUAUAUUGCCAAAUAUUACAACAUGAGUAAAAGCAAAGUUGACAACCAGUUCUACAGCGUGGAAGUGGGUGACUCGACCUUCACAGUUCUCAAGCGCUACCAGAACUUAAAACCAAUCGGCUCUGGGGCUCAGGGAAUAGUUUGUGCUGCAUAUGAUGCUGUUCUCGACAGAAAUGUGGCCAUCAAGAAGCUCAGCCGGCCGUUUCAAAAUCAAACGCAUGCUAAGCGAGCUUACAGGGAGCUAGUCCUCAUGAAGUGUGUGAAUCACAAAAAUAUUAUCAGUUUAUUAAAUGUCUUCACACCACAGAAAUCACUGGAGGAGUUCCAGGAUGUUUAUUUAGUAAUGGAGCUGAUGGAUGCCAAUUUGUGCCAGGUGAUUCAGAUGGAGCUAGACCACGAGCGAAUGUCUUAUCUCCUGUACCAAAUGCUUUGCGGCAUCAAGCACCUUCACUCUGCAGGAAUCAUUCACAGGGAUUUAAAACCAAGUAAUAUUGUGGUAAAAUCUGACUGCACAUUGAAGAUCCUGGAUUUUGGACUGGCCAGAACCGCAGGCACUAGCUUCAUGAUGACUCCCUAUGUGGUCACACGUUAUUACAGAGCACCAGAGGUCAUCUUGGGAAUGGGCUACAAGGAGAACGUUGACAUGUGGUCAGUAGGGUGCAUCAUGGGAGAAAUGAUUAAAGGUGCUGUGUUGUUUCCUGGCACUGAUCAUAUUGACCAGUGGAAUAAAGUAAUUGAACAGUUGGGAACCCCCUGCCCAGAAUUCAUGAAGAAACUUCAGCCCACAGUGCGGAACUACGUGGAAAACCGACCUAAAUAUGCUGGCCUCACUUUCCCCAAACUCUUCCCAGAUUCUCUCUUUCCAGCUGAUUCAGAACACAACAAACUCAAAGCUAGCCAAGCCAGGGACCUUUUGUCAAAGAUGCUAGUGAUUGACCCAGCCAAACGGAUAUCUGUGGACGAAGCCUUACAGCAUCCGUACAUUAACGUCUGGUAUGACCCGGCAGAAGUGGAGGCGCCACCUCCGCAGAUAUAUGAUAAGCAGCUGGAUGAAAGAGAACACACGAUCGAAGAGUGGAAAGAAUUAAUCUACAAGGAAGUAAUGAAUUCUGAAGAAAAGACUAAAAAUGGUGUAGUAAAAGGACAGCCUUCUCCCUCAGGUGCAGCAGUGAACAGCAGCGAAAGCCUCCCUCCCUCCUCAUCCGUCAACGACAUUUCCUCCAUGUCCACAGACCAGACCCUGGCGUCGGACACUGACAGCAGUUUGGAAGCUUCUGCAGGACCCCUCGGUUGUUGCAGGUGACUAGCCGCCUGCCUGCGAAACCCGACGUUCUUCAGAAGAUGAUCUCAUUUAGGGCGGGGGGGGGGGGAAUCAUUGUGGUUGUAAAAGAAAUUCGAUGAUGGCAAGGAAGAGAAAAUCGCAAACAAACAAACACACAUAAUGAUGAAACGAAAUGAAACCCUUUGAGCCUGCUUCUCCUAAAAGAGUUAUGUAAAUGCAGCUAAGCUCAAAUGUAUAUUUAACUUAUAGUUGCUCUGCUUUGGUCUUCUUCCAAUGAUGCUUACUGCAAAAACAAAAGAGGAAAAAAAAGAGAAAAAAAAUACUUAAAAGAAGCCUCUUUUCAUAAAAUCGCAAAAUUUAAUGGCUGCAAAACCAGCAACCUGCAACUGUCCUUUUUCACGUUGGCAUGACAAGGUGGGCAGCUCCCCUCCCCUUUAUCUGUAUACAUGUGUGCCUGUCUAAACCCUCUCUGUUUCCGUUUUGGGCAGACCAACAGAGAUACACACAUGUAACUUGGUGUACAUACAUGCAAAUAUGCAUUUCAGUAUAUCUGUGCAGCUGUGUGUGUACAUAUAUCACAAGAGCGGAGUCUUGAUGUGUACAUACAGCCUGCAGCGAAGAACCAAACCUCCUGGUCUGUGGUUUUU